CGUGAUACCGGUUGCUUUCCUGGUUGCCCUUUCUGGGAAUACACGCACAAUAUGGGCACAAUGGAUUUGUGUCCUCGACUAUUCAGUCCGAUGUCUUUCUUGGUCACGCUUUGCUCUUCACCAGCCAGUUUCUUUCAACAAUAGCAACAUGAACCACGACCCCACCAUUUCCUAUUGUUAUUAAAAGUCAAUGAAGAAUUGCCGGUCGCUUUACUGUGACUGCACCUUUUCUCAGGCCAACUAAGCUGGAUCUUGCCCUGCAUUCCACUGUUUAUAAGCACAAACAUUUCAACAGUUCUUUUUCCGGGCAAGCUAGACUAACUUUCUACUACUCAGUUCACCAUCACUUGAAGCACAUCUGCGGAUAGCUGGCACUACACCAUGAUGGGCCUUUCGAAAUUCUUUACGUUAUCCCUUCUGGCGCUGGGCCUCAGCUCGACUGCCCUCGCCGCGCCGGCGCCUCGGCAAGCUUCGGGUUCGAGCUACUGGUUGGCAAAUAUCCAACGCCAAGGAGUGGCAGCCUUCAACGACGACAAGACCUACAAGGUUUUCCGAAACGUGCGCGACUAUGGCGCUGUCGGUGAUGGCGCGACCGACGACACGGCCGCCAUCAACAGGGCCAUCAGCGACGGCAACCGAUGCGGCGAAGGCUGCACUUCCCAGACGACCACUCCCGCUCUGGUCUACUUCCCUCCCGGCACCUACGUCGUGAGCAAGCCUAUCAUUCCUUUCUACUACACGCAGCUCGUCGGUGAUGCGACGGCUCCUCCGACCCUCAAGGCCGCCGCCAACUUUGCCGGCAUGGCCGUAAUUGACGCCGACCCGUACGACGCGACCGGCAAGAACUGGUGGACCAACCAAAACAACUUCUUCCGCCAGGUUCGAAACUUUGUCAUCGACCUGACCGCCAUGCCGGUUGAGGUUGGAGCUGGCAUCCACUGGCAGGUUGCCCAAGCGACCAGUCUUCAGAACAUUGUCUUCAACAUGCGCACCGACGGCGGCGACAGCAACCGCCAGCAGGGUAUCUUUAUGGACAAUGGUUCCGGUGGCUUCAUGGUCGACCUGACUUUCAACGGUGGCCAAUACGGCGCUUUCUUCGGCAACCAGCAGUUCACGACGCGCAACCUGACCUUCAACAACUGCAAGACUGCCAUCUUCAUGAACUGGAACUGGGCUUGGACCUUCCAGGACGUCAAGAUCAACAACUGCCAGGUCGGCAUCGACAUGUCCAACGGCGGCCCCACCGGCCAAACCGUCGGGUCUGUGCUGGUGCUCGACAGCCAGUUCACCAACACACCUGUUGGCAUCCAGACGGCCUACGACCCCACGUCGCCCCAGACCAACGGCACCCUCAUCCUGGACAACGUUGACAUGACUGGCAGCGCUCAAGCCGUCUUCAACAAGGCCACCGGAGCCACGAUUCUUGAGGGUAGCAAGAAGGUCGAGUUCUUCGCCCAGGGCCGUGCCUAUGGCGCUGGCGUUGAGGGCGGCAUUGGCGUCGGCAAGGCAAUCCGCGGCCCGCAGCAGGCCGUUCAGAAGCCCAGCGUGCUCCUGGACUCGGCCACAGGCAAGAUCGUCACGCGCAGCAAGCCGCAGUACGAGAACGUGCCUGUGAGCAACUUUGUCAGCGUCAAGGCGAACGGUGCCAAGGGUGACGGCGUCGCCGACGACACGGAUGCCAUCCAGGCCAUCUUCGACAAGGUCACGCCCGACCAAAUCGUCUACUUUGACCACGGCGCGUACAUCAUCACCAAGACGGUCAAGGUCCCCAAGUCGAUCAAGAUUACGGGUGAGGUCUUGCCCCUCAUCCUGGCGGGCGGCGACAGCUUCUUCAGGGACCAGUCGAACCCGCAGCCCGUCUUCCAGGUCGGCCAGCCGGGCGACAAGGGCGAGGUCGAGAUGUCGGAUCUGAUCUUUGGCACCGCCGGCCCGCAGCCUGGCGCCAUCAUGAUGGAGUGGAACGUGGCCGGCACGACGCCCGGCGCCGCGGGGCUGUGGGACGUGCACACCCGCAUCGGCGGGUACGCCGGCACGCAGCUGGAGCUUGAGCAAUGCGCCAAGAACCCCAACGUCACCAACGCCAUCCCGGAGCAGUGCUUUGGCGCCUUCAUGAUGCUGCACAUCCCCGCGGGCGGCAGCGCCUAUCUCGAGAACACGUGGUACUGGGUUGCUGACCACUCGCUGGAGCCGCAAGCCAAGGACGGGCAGAUCGAUGUGUUCAACGGGCGCGGCGUGCUCAUCGAGGGCGAAGGCCCCGUCUGGGGUUGGGGCACCGCCUCGGAGCACUCGGUGCUGUACAACUACCAGUUCAACAACGCGUCCAACAUCUUCCUGGGCGCCAUCCAGACCGAAACCCCCUACUACCAGGGCAACCCGGACGCGACCAAGCCGUUUACCGUCAACGCCAAGUUCAACGAUCCCGACUUUGAGGCGCAGUGCGCGGGCGACCAGACGGGGCUGUGCAAGCGCGCGUGGGGCGUGCGGGCCGUUAAUUCCAAGGAUAUCUUUGUCUAUGGCGCUGGGCUGUACUCGUUCUUUGACAACUACGGCCAGGACUGUCUCCUGACGCAGUCGUGCCAGACCAACAUGGUGUCGCUCGAGGACAGCGCCGUCAACUUUUUCGGCCUGAGCACAAAGGCUAGUGUCAAUAUGUUGACGGUCAACGGGCAGAGCGCGGCGCUGGACAAGGAUAACAGGAAUAACUUUUGCGCGACGCUCGCCUACUUCCGGUCCGAGUCGUCGUAGGAGAUGGCUGGGGCCGGAGCUGAGCAGGCGGAGAUGGGGAUGGCUUGUCACAGCGAGU
Molecule: messenger RNA, 2803 nt
Organism: Canariomyces notabilis
Lineage: Eukaryota; Fungi; Ascomycota; Sordariomycetes; Sordariales; Chaetomiaceae
Product: glycoside hydrolase family 55 protein
Exons: 1
Coding region: 382-2745 (787 amino acids)
Molecular function (GO): polygalacturonase activity
Source: RefSeq, a predicted model, not a curated record